AUGCCAUGCCAGGUCCUGCCCUGCCCUUUUGCCCUUGCCCUGUGUCACUUCUGGCUCAUGAACCCUGAAGGUCUGGAAGCCUGGGUCUUCCUAGACUGCCUGGACUGUCUGGACUGCCUCAUUUUCACCAUGAUGGUCGAGGUCGAUCGCUCUCCUUCCAUUCUGUCGACAUUCCUGCCUGUUGCUGCAGCUCAGCCAUCAUCAAACAUCAACCCAAUCAAUGAUGGGUUAUUGAGUCCCAAUAUCCUGUUGGUAGAGGUGACAGAUCUGGUAUACGUACAGGCUACGACUCAAGGUGGUGGUGGGAUGCUCAGCCGGUCUCAACCAGGCUACCACGGUAAUAAUAAUAGCUCCAGCACCAGUCCCUGGUUGCUAUCGCAAUCAUGGCGCCAGUCACCUUCCACCUCCUGCAGGCACAUCGAGAUACAGUACAACGAGAUCUACGACUGGGCUUAUGGAUAA
Messenger RNA from Aspergillus aculeatinus CBS 121060, 462 nucleotides. RefSeq lists its product as uncharacterized. Lineage: Eukaryota; Fungi; Ascomycota; Eurotiomycetes; Eurotiales; Aspergillaceae. The coding region runs from base 1 to 462 and encodes 153 amino acids. The record is from RefSeq and is a predicted model, not a curated record. The transcript is spliced from 4 exons.